GAGGCGUAACGUUUUGAAAGGCUGUGCUCCGUAGACUGACGCUGGAGAGAGCGGGGAUGAGUUAAGGAGGCGUAAAGGAACAAAAAUAAGGCUUUCGAAAGUGGAAAAUUAAACAAGUGAGUAGUUUUGUUUUGGAAGGAACCACUGGAGGAGUUAAGCGACACUGGGACCAGCAAGGAACCAUUCAACUCCGACCUCCGAUGCAAAGGCUCCAUGGCAUAAAGCCUGUCCUCAGAUUUAGCUGGUCCUUGGGGAUUGCUGCCGAGCUGCUCACCUACUCUGACGCACCGCUGCCAUUUUCCACAGCCUGAGGGGAACCAGGAAGCAGGCGGCAGGAGACAUGCCUGCCCUGGCUACUGGAGCCGGCCACGAGCCAGGCCUGUACGAGCUGCUGGCGGCCCUGCCAUCCCAGCUGCAGCCUCAUGUCAGCCGCCCUGAGGACAACGCCUUCCUUCAGGACAUGUUUGGAGAGAGAAGCCUCCACUCGCUUGUCAAGAUCCAUGAACGGCUGCAGCACUAUGAAGAAAGCAAACCCAUCCCUGUUCUGGACAGCGCUGCAUCUCUGGCCCGUGAACUGUCUGAGGAGCUGGAAGGGAAAUCAGCCAAUGGAGAAAUCAAAGAGCUUCUUACACUACUGGAAAAAACCCACGUGAAGAGCCUUCUGUCCGUCCAUGACACAGUUGCCCAGAAGAGUUAUGACCCUGAACUACCUCCACUGCCUGAAGACAUCGAUGACGACGAGGAUUCUGUGAAAAUCAUAAGACUGGUCAAAAACAAGGAGCCUCUGGGAGCAACAAUAAGACGUGAUGAACACACGGGAGCCAUCCUCGUGGCAAGGAUCAUGAGAGGAGGGGCAGCUGAUAGAAGUGGGCUGAUUCAUGUUGGGGAUGAACUGAAGGAGGUCAAUGGAAUCCCUGUGGAUGACAAGAAACCAGAGGAAAUCAUUCGUAUUCUGGCCCAGUCACAAGGAGCCAUUACUUUUAAAGUUGUCCCUGGUGUCAAGGAAGAGGGGCCAACCAAGGAGCCGAAGGUGUUUGUGAAGGCAUUCUUUGACUACGACCCUAAAGAGGACAAAGCCAUCCCAUGUAAGGAGGCUGGAUUGGCCUUCAAGAAAGGCUCCAUCCUUCAGAUCAUGAGCCAGGAUGAUGCAACCUGGUGGCAGGCCAAACAUGAGGGUGACGCCAAUCCCCGUGCCGGCCUAAUACCGUCCAAACAGUUCCAGGAGCGGAGAUUCGCACUGCGACGACCCAUUGCAACUCUCCCGUUCCAGCGGACAUCUAGCAGACGAUCAUCUGGGUUCAGAAGAAGCUUCCGUCUCAGCAGGAGAGACAAGAAGACCAACAAGUCCAUGUACGAGUGUAAGAAGAGUGAAAUGUACGACAUGGCCGACGUCCCCACGUACGAGGAGGUCACCCCGUACCGCAGGCAGAGUGGAGCCAAACACAGGCUGGUGGUCCUCGUAGGACCCACUGGUGUCGGCAUGAAUGAACUCAAGAGGAAACUGUUGAUCUCUGACCCUCAGCACUUCAGUGUGACCAUCCCACACACCAGUCGGGCCAAAAGGAACCAGGAGAAUGACGGCGUUGAGUACCACUUCAUCUCCAAACAUCUUUUUGAGACCGACAUCCACAACAACAAGUUCAUUGAGUAUGGGGAGUACAAAGGGAAUUACUACGGGACAAGUCUGGACUCGAUACGCUCCGUCCUCUCCAAGAACAAAGUGUGCCUAUUGGAUGUCCAGCCUCAUACAAUAAAGCACCUGCGGACAGCAGAGUUUAAACCCUUCGUUGUGUUCGUGAAGCCGCCGACGCUCGAGAGACUGAGGGAAACCAGAAAGAACGCCAAAAUCAUAUCAGGCAAAGAUGACAAGGGAACCGCCAAACCUUUCAUGGAGGAGGACUUUCAGGAGAUGCUGAGCACCGCCCAGACGAUGGAGACUCAAUACGGUCAUCUGUUUGAGAAGGUUAUUGUCAACGAUGACCUCUCGGCGGCCUUCAGCGAGCUGCGCUUGGCACUGAAGAAAGUGGAGACGGAUACUCACUGGGUUCCAGUCAGCUGGACUCACUCCUGAGACACUACACUGACUGUUUAAGGAGAAAAGGGAAGGGCUUCAAGAGAAAUAUGCAGGUUUUUAUCUUUUUUAUAUCUGCUGCGGCUGGUGUUUGGGGGAUAACGGGAAUAAAACAAGACAGCGCCAGACUGCUGUGUCGCCAUACCUGAGCUGCACCCAGCUAAAAAUAAGCUUUUGCCCGGGAUCAGGUUGGAUUUAGACCUCAGCUGCGGUCUGGAUGUGGAUCUCCAGGUCUGACCAGAUCUGACAGGGUUGCGGCUAAGGGCUCCUGUCCAGAAUAUGGGCCUUGGACAUUGAUCUGGGUCUCAGUCUGGGUCACACAACCAUGGCCACAAGUUGGAGCUUCUUGGUCCAAACCAGAAUGCGGAACGAGCCUGGACCAUCACAGCACCAGCAGUCCUGCCAGCACAUCAGUAAUCUGGCCGACCAGGACUCCUUCUUUAGUGUGUUUAUAACAUUAGACCAUUAGAAACCAAAGGGAUUGACGUAUUUCUUCUUGGUGGACAACUUACAUGCACAUGUCUGUAAAAGAACACUAAGGGGAAAACGAGGAGAAAAGAAAACAUACUUGCCUUCUGUCUUUCUGUAUUUCUGGGCUUCUAAAACGCUUCCAUGACUGCUACUCCAAACAACACUGUCAGGUACACUCAAGAAAGGGCAAUAAGUGUAAUUUUAUUUAAAAGAAAUUAAUAUAUUUUCUAAUAUCUUCCAGUAGUUUUUUUGAAUACUUUUAUACACAGUUCUAGACUUUAAGAGCAACCUGAUCUCGACUGUAGCCGCCUCUGUGACAGAUUUUUUACAUCUCUUCUUUCAGUCAGCUGUUUUGAUUUCAUCUCGCCGGUCUAGUUUUCCCUCUACAAAGUGCAUACAGAGCUAUUUUAUUUAGGUGUUGUAUAUUCCAUUCAGCAGCGUUUUGAAAAGCCACCCUUUAUGUGACGGUGCCCAGCAUAACAGCUUUGCCAUUUAAAGUCCCAGAACUGGACACUCUUGGCUGUCUGCUAGAAGAAAAUGUUCACAAUUGUGUUUUAUUAGGGUGGAGUCUUUAUUUUUACUCACAUAAAAAUGGCUUCAGCGAGGCUGCUAAUAGUGGCUCCAUAGCACACUUCCAGGAUUUUAACUUAAGUAGCCGCUCCUGACUUUAUGAGCAUUAGGAGUUUAUUGCUAAUUUGAGUCACCCAUUCCCAGUCUUACUCAUUUUUUACUCAGUCCUUUUCUUUCUAAGCUUUUAUCAUAGAUAUGCUUAACUUUAACUUCUGGAACACUGAUUUCCAAAGCAGCUCGCCACCGUAGACUGUUACAAGCCUGGUAGAUGGAGGGGCUGCUUUCUUGCUGAUGCUGAGAAGAAGAAGGUGGAUCGGCCACUUUCAGGUCUGUAGGUACAAACCUAGAAUCAUGAGGCCAAACUUUUAGUCUUGCAUAGAGAUUGGAAACAAGGAAGAACGGCGAACCUGCCAACACGUCUGAAGUCAUGGUUUUAAGAAGUUGUUUCUGCUUGUGAACAAGAACCAGGCCACGCCAUAUCUUUCCCCUGGACUGAAUCUAAUUAUAGGUGGGCCUCUGUGGUAUCACCCAUAGGUUUCCUGAAGAGCAGCUUUGACGUUCCAACCAUCACCAUCUUCAACACAGUCUCAAUCACAAAAUGUAUAUCGGUCCACAGCACAAAUGUAUCACAGUAAAGGGAGUAAAACUGUGGGAUGCCUACGUGUUUUGGCCUAAUAUUUUCUACUGGACUGCAUCUACUUCAUGUGUCUCACAAGUUUCUUUCGCUUUGCACAUAAAAACAGCAAAAAAGUCACAUUAGCUGGUAGCAAUAACCACUGGACUGUCAGACAACAGACUGAAGUUUAAGUCCCCAAUGAGUCCAGUCUGUUUUUGUGUUGUAUUUGCACUUUUGUGUUCACUCGCUGUUUUCUAUCAUUUUUAUUUGCUUUUUGCUGCGGUUUACAUGGUAAAACUACUUGGUCAGUCUCAGACAUCAGCAUAUUUUGGGUUAAACUACAGCCUGUGCUCGCGCUAACAACAAAGCUGCAACUGUCUUGGUAGUUCAGAUGAUGAGUCCCACCGCAAGAAUAGUCCUGAAAAACCCUAAACAUUUCAGAGCGUUUGUUUUGGGGUUUUUUUGUAAAAAUAAUACGUUUUGCGCUGUGGACCAACACAGAUUUACAUCAGACAUGGCCGAGGCAGCUCAGUCUCACACUGACCUGCCCUGGCAGUACUUUCACAAGUUUUUUCUUCUCGUUUCCAGUCUGCUAAGCUACGCUAAUUGCCCUCGCGCUCUAGAUGCAUGUUUAACAUACAGACCUGUAAGUGGCAUCAGUUGUUUCACCUAAGUCUCAGUAAGAAAGCAAAUAAGCCCAAAAUGUCUAAAUUAUUACCGUAGUUUUUUAAACUUAGAUAAAACGGCCACCAUAUUGUAGGAAUGUAGGAAUCAAAGCUCAGCUCAGGUUAACAAAUUCUCUUCAUGUGCAUUUAUUUGACCAUUUCUACCUACUGUCAUGUUUGCAUACUUGAUUUCUGUCCGUGUUUUUAAAAGGAUAACGUGAGUGUUGCUGCUGUUCAUUAUAACAGAAGUUAACACAUCUUAAAGGGACUUUAACACCCCUCAGCCCUUUACUUGGCCCAUCGCUUUUUAUUAGAUUAAGCCCCCUUUUCAUACAUUGUUUUCUUUGUCACAUCUGCCGCCUCUUUUAUUGAACAGAAUCCGAUUUGUACAGUCUCCAGAAAAUGUUUUAAAUUUCUUGCUGUAAAUGAUGUGCUGUUGUAUGAAUUGACAUUAUUCUUGAUAACUGCUACGUUUUGUAUUAAAGAAAAUGCAACUAAA
Messenger RNA from Stegastes partitus (bicolor damselfish), 4892 nucleotides. RefSeq names its product MAGUK p55 scaffold protein 7a (gene mpp7a). The transcript is spliced from 17 exons. Gene Ontology annotation, molecular function: protein binding. Bases 341 to 2071 code for a protein of 576 amino acids. The record is from RefSeq and is a predicted model, not a curated record. Lineage: Eukaryota; Metazoa; Chordata; Actinopteri; Pomacentridae.